Molecule: messenger RNA, 1491 nt
Organism: Fonsecaea erecta
Lineage: Eukaryota; Fungi; Ascomycota; Eurotiomycetes; Chaetothyriales; Herpotrichiellaceae
Exons: 2
Coding region: 1-1491 (496 amino acids)
Biological process (GO): regulation of transcription by RNA polymerase II; DNA-templated transcription
Cellular component (GO): chromatin
Molecular function (GO): zinc ion binding; RNA polymerase II cis-regulatory region sequence-specific DNA binding; DNA-binding transcription factor activity, RNA polymerase II-specific
Source: RefSeq, a predicted model, not a curated record
AUGGCAGAUGCCUAUGGUCCGGUCGCAGAAAAACCAAAAAAAAGCACGCCUGUGGCUCUGGAUGUCAGUGACGGCGCAACUACAAGCGACUUCAGCUCCUCCAGUGCCAAUGUACAGCCAGUGACCGAUGGGUAUAUCUCGCCGGGACAUAACGACAAUCUCGACGACUUUUUUGUAUCCUGUCUGUUUCCCGAUUCAAAAGACUUUCAGGGCACAGGCGAGAAUUCAAAUUGGACUACGAACUGGCAGGCGGCAGACCACUCGGAUCCGUUUGGCGGCCCUGCUGGCCAUUUCAACUGCUUGAUCGACUGCUUGACUGGGUUCACACUCUCCCUCCCGCAGGGACAUGCUGAAUGCGCGCCCAACGAGCGACUAGUCAAGGCAGCCACGCUGUUUUCGAGACUCAAUGUCGAACGGUUUGUCGGUCAUUAUUUCCGAGAUUACUGUCCACAUAGCCCGAUUCUGCAUCCCGGGACGUGGAAGAUGACCGCAGCAUCACCCUUCUUGCUCACCGUCCUGGUUCUAACGGGAGCUCUGUUUUCCGCUUCACCAAAUGACAUGGAACUCGCAAGGGACAUCCUCGGCCUGGUGGUGGAGUACGCUUUCAGCAACCCGAUCUUCAAAAAGCUGCUCCAGGGCCCUGACGCCGUGCGAGGCUUGGACGAGUUGGAAUGCCUGCAAGCACUCGAAGCCGCAUUUUUCAUCACACAAGUUCAGCUCCGGGAGGGGUGCCCGGCCAAGCGGAAAGACGCUCGAAAAUCGCUUUUUGAAGAGAUACUCUCUGCCACUCGAACCCUCGGUCUGCUGGAAACUCGGAAUCCGUUUUUCGAAGCCGAACCGCCACCACCAGACAAGUUCCAGUGGGCUCAGUUUGCCGCUCGCGAAUCCAGAAUUCGCCUUGCAUGUGGUAUUUUCCAUCUCGACGCCAGCUUCACGGUCCUGUACAAUAUGACACCGCGGUUAUUCGCGGAAGAGAUGAACAUCGGGAUGCCAGGUUCGGCCGAUGCUUUUUUUGCCGACAAUGCGCAGGAUUGCUAUCGGCUCUCAUUGAAGGAGCACGGGUUUCAAAAGAUGUCGCUCUCGCAGAUGUGUGACGCCUUUUUGCAGGAGGAAUGGGAUGAGGAGAGGCGCUUUUCCAUGCAACACUUGUCACUCCUGCAUCUUUGCAGCAUCAUGAUGGGGCUCACGCAGAUCUUAUGGCUUUCUCCGUACAGACCUAGGAAGGGGCAAACGAUGAAACGGAUGGAAGAGGCGCUGCGCAGGUGGAAAGCAGCCUGGGAUUUUCAGAUCGCGACCCUGACGGCCCGCCAACGCGAACGCUACGGGUUUCUGAAGACUAUCCCCCUCGAGUUCUGGCAGAUUGCCACUGUCUUGGUGGAGAAGAACAGUACCAGUUUGGAGACGGCGAUCACUCAGAGUGCCAUUGCUGCUUUGAACAACAACCGCAGUGCACAGACCAUGCUCGCAAGCGUCGACAGGGACCAGAGCUGA